Molecule: messenger RNA, 4746 nt
Organism: Pecten maximus
Lineage: Eukaryota; Metazoa; Mollusca; Bivalvia; Pectinida; Pectinidae
Exons: 1
Coding region: 1-4746 (1581 amino acids)
Biological process (GO): DNA repair; telomere maintenance
Molecular function (GO): DNA helicase activity
Source: RefSeq, a predicted model, not a curated record
AUGGUACUCUCUGCCCUUCAUUGGUUGAUGAACAACAGUGAUUUGUAUAGGAAUUAUUGUAUUAAAAUUGAUGAUGAUUGGGUUCAGAAAACAGCUGAAAGUGCUGAACAAAUUGUUCAAGAAUUCACUAAAGUACAAGACAAUGAAUUAAAUGUGCUGAAAAAUCAAUCUAGUUCUGUACCUACUGAUCAAUUCAAAAUCAGACACUUCAAAGAGAAUAAUUCAGAUAAUAAAAGCUAUGAUGACAGCACUGAUGCUUGUGAGAAAGAUGAUAGUUUCAUUGAAAUGAAUGAAGAUGAAUGCGUUCAAGGCAAUUCUGAUACGCUCAUUGAUGAAGCCAACCUUGACACAAACAAAGAGCUAAUCUUUGCACCAGGUGAAGGUCAGCGACCAAUCGGUCUCUAUCAUGACGAAAAUGCUGAGGUUCUAUCAUUUCCAUCGAUAUAUUGUGCACAAAAAAGGUUGGAAAACAAUGAGCGACAAACACCUGUUUCAUACAGUGAUUUAGCAAAAUGGGAACUUCGAAGUGUUGAUCGAAGAGCUGCAGCAUCUGUUCCAAAUAUAUUUUUCAAAUUGAACAAAAUACAAAGAAAACAGGUAGCAGACAAAGUGAAUUUGGCAAUCCGCAGAAAAAAGAGUGACGGAAACAAAAUUACUGCUUCAGAUGCACAAAAUCCUGAAAUAGCAGACAAGAUAGUAAGCUUAAAUGAAGGCUACUAUAUCUUCAGAACUCUCAUAAAUUCUCCAGCAUAUCUUUCUUCAAGAAAAAAAGAUGUCUUUGCAAUGAUAAGACAGAUAGGAUUACCAACAUGGUUUAUGUCAUUGUCUUCUGCCGAUACUCGAUGGAACGAAUUACUUAAAACCCUUGCUGUGUUAUCUGGCACACCUUGCUCUGACCAACAAAUAAGAAAUAUGACUUGGUCUGAAAAAGUUAAACUUGUACAAAAAGAUCCAGUGACAUGCAGCCGAUAUUUUGAUCAUAGGGUUCAAGUAUUUAUGAAUACUGUUUUGAAAAGUGAACAUGCUCCAAUUGGAAGUGUAACAGACACUUUUCAACGUAUAGAAUUUCAGAACAGAGGUUCUCCACAUGUUCACAUGAUGAUCUGGACUGAAAAUGCACCCAAAUACAACAUUGAUUCAGAAGAAGACAUUAUUCGAUAUGUUGAUAAAUAUGUGACAUGUUCUCUUGAUGUAGAUGAUGACAUGCAGGAGUUUGUUAAAAUGCAAGUACACAAACAUUCUAAAACUUGCAAGAAAGGUGGCAGAUCUGUGUGUAGAUUUGGAUUUCCACUACCCCCACUUCCAAACACUAUGUUAUUGGAACCACUUGAAACAGAUGUUGAUGAAUACAGACAGAAAUACUCGGAAAUUCAUGCUAGAAUGAAUGAAUUCAAAGAUGGAUGUGACAUGUCUUAUGAAGAGUUUCUAACAGAAGUUGUACAAAUUGAAGAGGCAGAGUACAUUAAGUGUAUAAGAAGUUCACUGAAAGGACCAAAGAUAUUUUUAAAAAGAGAACCGAAAGAAAUGAGGGUAAAUUACUACAAUACCACAGUACUACAAGCAUGGAAAGCAAAUCUCGACUUGCAAUUUGUUUUAGACCCAUAUGCCUGUGCAAUGUACAUUGUAUCAUACAUAAGCAAAUCACAAAGAGGUAUGAGCACUAUGUUAGAACAAGCUUCAAAAGAGGCAGCAGAAGGAAACAUGGAUCUUAAACGUCAAGUCAGACAUAUUGGAAACAAAUUUCUCAAUUUUGUAGAAAUAAGUGCUCAAGAAGCAUCAUAUCUUGUACUACAAAUGCCCUUGACCCGAGCUUCUCGUGAAGUCGUAUUCAUUAAUACAUCAUUACCUAAAGACAGAGUGUUCCUUCUGAAAAGCCAAGAACAACUGAAAGAUCUUCCCAAAAACUCUACAGAUACUGAAUCUGACAAUAUCAUCAAGCGGUAUGCAAGGAGACCAAAGAAGCUAGAGAACUAUUGCCUGGCUGAUUAUAUUUCUGAGUUGGAUGUGAAAUACAAAAAACCAAAGCAAAGUUUAGAAAAUGAUCAUAAUGAUGAUGAUGAUACAGGACAUCAUUCAGAUGAAGAUGACCACUCUGAAUCCGAGAGUGAUACAGAAUUCAAUAAUGAAAACACAAUUAUGAAGUUGCGGGGCGGCAUUACAUUCAGGAAACGCAAGAACCCUAGAAUCAUUCGAUAUGUCAGGUAUAGCAAAACUACUAAUGCUGAAAACCAUUACAGAGAAAAAAUAUUACUGUUUGUACCAUGGAGAAAUGAAGAGCAAGAUUUAUUAAGUGGUCAUGAAUCAUAUGAAGAACACUUCAACAGCAGACAACAACAGAUAUUGCCUAUUAUUGACAAAUAUGAACAUCAUGUUGAGGAACUAGACAUGGCUAGACAUCAGGCAGAGGAAGACAUUGUCUCAGAGUUUGAUACUGUUGCACCUAACACUGAACAAGUGCAAGCAGAAUAUGCAGAACAAUCAAUUGAUCACUCUGAAGAGUUCAUUCACUAUGUACCACCAGAACCAUCGCACAGAAAAGUAGACAUUGGUCAAGACCUAAACCUACCAGAAAGUACAGUAUCAGUUGAAACAAGAUCAGUACUUUUGCCAGAUAAUGAAUAUAUGACAUUGCUCCGUUCUUUGAACAAAAAGCAAAGGGAAUUUUUCAACCAUGUCGUGAAAUGGAUUUCUACAAAAAAUGAACCUAUCUAUGCAUUUCUUUCUGGUGGAGCUGGAGUUGGAAAAUCAGUCGUUAUCCGAGCAUUAUUCCAAGCAUUGCAAAGACAGUUGAACUCGAAAGAAGGUCAUGACCCAGACAGCAUAAAGAUUUUGCUCACAGCUUUUACAGGAAAAGCAGCAUACAAUAUCAAUGGUGUAACAAUAGCAUCAGCAUUUCAUAAGAAAAUGUUUCAGACACAACAACACAUGCACAGUGAUGAGCUGAAUACCUUCAGAACCACAUACAAAGAUCUCUCUGUCAUCAUUGUAGAUGAAAUUUCAAUGGUUGGUAAUAAGCUGUUUGCUUUCAUGCAUGAACGCUUAACAGAACUGACAGGCACAAAGCGAGACUUUGGUGGUAUCAGUAUCAUAGCUGUUGGAGACUUAUUUCAACUAUCACCUGUUGCAGACUCGUGGAUCUUUAAUGAUUUGAAGAUAGGUUUAGCAAGGAACUUGUGGAAAGAACAUUUUCAACUAUUUGAACUUGAAGAAAUCAUGAGACAGAAAGAUGAUUUACAAUUUGCUCAGAUGUUAAACAGGUUGAGAUUAAAUGAACUCUUACCAGAGGACAGAGAUCUUAUUAAAUCCCACACCAUUACACCUGCAUCACCUACUUAUCCAAAAAAUGCCUUGCACUUAUUUACUGAAAAUAAGCGAGUUGAUUAUUUCAACAGCGAGUUGAUACAAGACCUAGUCACCACAAAGGUGAAUGUACCAGCUCAUACAGAUGUUAUUGCCCCUUCAAAUAUAACCAAGCAAUCAAAACUUCACUUGAUAAAAGAAAUGAAUAAGCAAGAAAACCACAGCAAAACUGGAAACUUACCUAGCUUGCUUAAACUUGCAGAAGAAAUGUUAUAUGAUGUGACGGUGAACGUGGAUGUAAAAGAUGGAUUAACAAAUGGAGCUUCAGGCAUUGUAAAACACAUUGAAUUCAAAGAAAUGAACCAUGAAAGACCUGGCAUUAUAUGGAUACUUUUCACUGAUGAAAACAUUGGAUCUAAAAGGAGAACAAAAUACAAAGAUUUAUAUCAUAGAGGAAUCAAUAGGUUGUGGACACCAAUGUUUGAAACGAAACGGACAUUUUUAAACAAUAGAAAAACUUAUGAAAGAACACAGUUUCCUCUAGCCCCAUCUGCUGCCAAAACUGUACAUAAAGCACAAGGUACCACUGUUGAUGAACUGGUAGUUGACCUGAGGUCCAAUUACAAAGCUCCACAUAUCCACUAUGUUGCAUUGUCACGAGUUAUAACAUUAUCAAAUCUAUACAUCCUUGAUUUCAACGACAAGGCAUUAACAGUGGACAAAAAUGUACAUGUGGAAAUGGACAGACUCCGUAAGAUACCUAUGCAUUUGUGCUAUAUUCCAUUAUACAACAUUGACAAUGCGCAUGUGAAACUCUUAUUCAACAAUGCAAGGUCGUUGCACAAACACAUAGAUGAUGUAAGACAUGAACCAAACAUUCAAAGUGCAGAUAUCAUUGGAAUUUGUGAAUCACGACUUGUUGAUACAGACAGACAGGAAUGUUAUGAUUUACCCGGCUUUACUUCACACAGACUGGAUGAAGAUCAUAAUGGCACAACAAGGCCAAACCAUGGACUAGUUGUGUAUGUAAAGCAUGGAAUUAUUGUGGACAGAGUACACCCGCAUAGAUAUGAUGGAAUUGAAUCCAUGACCAUCCAUGCAAAAGUCAAGGAAACAGAGAUUCAAGUUGUCUACCUUUAUAAAACACCAAAACUUGGUAUGCAGUCAUUUUUGAAAGCUUUAACAGACCACAUAAAACCAUGCAUUGAUAGAAAUAGAUCACUUUUUAUUCUUGGUGACUUUAACAUCAAUCUUCUGGACAUAUCGGAUGCCUUUUUGCGAUUUAUGCGAAGCGAAUUCUCAUGCAAACAAGUAAUUACAGAGCCAACAACAUGUUAUGGAACACUACUCGAUCAUAUCUACACUACAGAGACUGGAGUACAGACAGGAGUUAUUCCAACAUAUUGGUCUGAUCAUUCUCUCACUUUCUGCAUGAAACAAUUUUAG